This is a messenger RNA of Nomascus leucogenys (northern white-cheeked gibbon), 2237 nucleotides long. It is a transcript of the gene NOL3, whose product is annotated as nucleolar protein 3. Lineage: Eukaryota; Metazoa; Chordata; Mammalia; Primates; Hylobatidae. The record is from RefSeq and is a predicted model, not a curated record. Gene Ontology annotation, cellular component: mitochondrion. Gene Ontology annotation, biological process: negative regulation of release of cytochrome c from mitochondria; negative regulation of extrinsic apoptotic signaling pathway; negative regulation of intrinsic apoptotic signaling pathway. Gene Ontology annotation, molecular function: cysteine-type endopeptidase inhibitor activity involved in apoptotic process; death receptor binding; death effector domain binding.
AAAAAAAAAAGUCUCUCAAAAUAGGGCGAUCCAUGGAGGAAAAUCAGUCCAAGUUUGGCAAGCAUUUGUCAGUAGCCUGUAUGAGCUAGGCCCUGGGUACUUCAAGAUCAAACAACAAAUGUCUGUAGGUCAUUCCCAGGUCAGCAGGGAGCCAGGUGGGUCAGCAGGGAGACAGUCACAUUGGGAGUUAGGGCUUCAGUAGGGAGACAGGUGGGUCUCAGGCGAUGUCAAGAGAUCUUGGUCAGAGCUAGGCCUGAAGAAGAUUCUGUUAUCUCUGCUCAGGAAUCAGGGGACCAGGAAGGGCCAUGAAACUACAUUGGGGUUGCAUUAUGGUGGUGGUGUUGGUGGGAGGGUGUAGAGGCGGGGCUUGUCCUGGAAAGUUGGAUCUCAGGGUCAAGGUAAGGGGAGAGGGGCAGCGAGGCUCUCAGCACUUUGUGCUCUGGGUGCAGAGGGGACUGGAGGGUAGAGUAUGGAAGCAGGGAGCUCUGAUCCUGGGUUCUGCUGGGCCAAAGCAGGAGGCAGAAGGCUGGGCUUAGUAAGCGGUGAGGAUGGUGAGAGAAAUAUUCAGCAGUCAGACUGGAAAGGACUUGUCUGCAAGCUGGGUGUGGAGUAUCAGCAUCAAUCCUAGGUUUUUCUGCCUGGUUAGGUGGGGAAGCAGAUUUGAGAGAAAGAUCUUAGUUUGGAUAAACGGGGUCUGAACUCGCCGGGGCUGGAGCUCAUGAGGUCCUGGUUGGAGAGGGCAUUCAGAGAGUAGAUGCCAGUCCUGGGAAAGGCAGGGGAGGAGAGGAGAGCCACGGCUGACGCUUGGGGACAGAAGGAGGAGCCUGAGGAGGAGACAGGACGGAGCGUCUGGAGAGGCAGGAGGACACCGAGUUCCCAGUGUUGGCCUCCAGGUCCUGUGAUUGCGGAGCCGACUGGCGGCUGGGAUCGAGCUCCGACAAUGGGCAACGCGCAGGAGCGGCCGUCGGAGACUAUCGACCGCGAGCGGAAACGCCUGGUCGAGACGCUGCAGGCGGACUCGGGGUUGCUGUUGGACGCGCUGCUGGCGCGGGGCGUGCUCACCGGGCCAGAGUACGAGGCAUUGGAUGCACUGCCUGAUGCCGAGCGCAGGGUGCGCCGCCUACUGCUGCUGGUGCAGGGCAAGGGCGAGGCCGCCUGCCAGGAGCUGCUGCGCUGUGCCCAGCGUACCGCGGGCGCGCCGGACCCCGCCUGGGACUGGCAGCACGUGGGUCCGGGCUACCGGGACCGCGGCUAUGACCCUCCAUGCCCAGGCCACUGGGCGCCGGAGGCACCCGGCUCGGGGACCACAUGCCCCGAGUUGCCCAGAGCUUCAGACCCCGACGAGGCCGGGGGCCCUGAGGGCUCCGAGGCGGUGCAAUCCGGGACCCCAGAGGAGCGAGAGCCAGAGCUGGAAGCUGAGGCUUCCGAAGAGGCUGAACCGGAGCCAGAGCCAGAGCUGGAACCCGAGCCUGAAGCAGAACCAGAGCCGGAACUAGAGCCAGAACCGGACCCAGAGCCCGAGCCCGACUUCGAGGAAAGGGACGAGUCCGAAGAUUCCUGACGGCCAGAGCUCUGAUCGGCGGUGCCCCGCAAUGCUGGAUAGGACCUGGGAUGCUGCUGGAGCUGAAUCGGAUGCCACCAAGGCUCGGUCCAGCCCAGUACCGCUGGAAGUGAAUAAACUCCAGAGGGUCGGACGGGACCUGGGCUCUCUCCACGAUUCUGUUUGCCCAGGAACUGAGGGUGGGUACCUCUGAGUCCCAGGGACCUGGGCAGCCCCAAGCCCACCACAAGCAUCAUCCAGUCCUCAGCCCUAAUCUGCCCUUAGGAGUCCAGGCUGCACCCUGGAGAUCCCAGACCCAGCCCCCUAGUGGGACAAGGACCUGACCUCGUGCCCGCAUACACAACCCAUUUCCCCUCAUGAGCCACUUGGCAGCUUGUGUAGGUACCAGCUCAACCCCAUGCAAGUCCCUGAGCUGAACAUGGAGCAAGGGGAGGGUGACUUCUCUCCACAUAGGGAGGGCUUAGAGCUCACAGCCUUGGGAAGUGAGAUUAGAAGAGGGGAGCAGAAAGGGACCUUGAGUAGACAGAGGCCACACACAUCAUUGUCAUUACUGUUUUAAUUGUCUGGCUUCCCUCUGGACUGGGAGCUCAUUGAGGAUUCUGACCAGUAACUUACACAAAAGGCGCUCUAUCCAUAUUAUAAUAUAUUCGCUUACUAAAUGAAUAAGGACUUUCCA